Molecule: messenger RNA, 1512 nt
Organism: Penicillium brevicompactum
Lineage: Eukaryota; Fungi; Ascomycota; Eurotiomycetes; Eurotiales; Aspergillaceae
Product: DNA-protein crosslink repair co-factor UBX5
Exons: 2
Coding region: 1-1512 (503 amino acids)
Biological process (GO): proteasome-mediated ubiquitin-dependent protein catabolic process
Cellular component (GO): nucleus
Molecular function (GO): ubiquitin binding
Source: RefSeq, a predicted model, not a curated record
AUGGACACCGACGUGGUAGCUCAGUUUACUGAAAUCACCGGCUCCACGCCGGAGCUUGCCACACAAUACCUGCAAAUCACGGAUUUCAACAUCGAGCAGGGUAUGCAGCUUUUUUUCGAGAAUGGAGGAGCGCCCUUGACAAGUGAAUCCUCUCAGCAUCAUGGAUCCGGAACCGCUGGCAACGCGGAGGUGGUGAACAUUGACUCGGACACGGAUGAUGAUACCCCACAACGCUCCGCUGCGCCCGCUUUCAAUGAUGAUGAGGCCAUGGCCCGGCGCCUUCAAGAGGAGAUGUAUGGCGGCCCGGAUAAUGAGGAUGAAGUGAGAGCGCCUAUGGCUCGCACAACGGAGACUUUGGUGGGGCCCGGUGCGGAUUAUGAUGAUGAUGGCGAUGACAUGCACACCAACAUUCUAAGUCAACUCCGAGCUCGGCAAAGAGCAGGCAGAGCUGGAAUCUUCAACCAGCGGGAAUCGUCUUCGAUAUGGACAGGCGGCGAUGACGGGCGCCGCGAAGAGCUUUCCGCUGCCACCGGAGGCGCUUCAGAUGCCUCGUCCAAGUCCAAUAUGCUCGCCGAGAUGUACCGCCCACCCUUCGAAAUCAUGUCCCGCCUACCAUGGGAUGCAGCUCGCGACGAAGGAAAGGACAACGAGAAAUGGCUCCUGAUUAAUGUGCAAGAUGCCUCAGUAUUUGACUGCCAAGUGCUCAACCGGGAUCUUUGGAAAGACACUAGCGUGCAAGACACCGUCAAGGAGAACUUUAUCUUCCUCCAAUACUCCAAGGAUGACCCACGUGCAUCUUCAUACAUCCAGUAUUACUUCCAAGGAAGCGACGUUUCCGAUAACUAUCCUCACAUUGCCAUCGUCGAUCCCCGAACUGGUGAACAAAUGAAAAUCUGGUCUGGACCACCACUGGUCAAGCCAGCCGACUUUCUCAUGCAGCUGCAUGAAUUCCUCGAUCGCUAUAGCUUGAAUCACAACGUGCGCAACCCUGUGGCGAAACGGAAAUCGGAGAAGAAGGAAAAGACCAUCGAUGCCAUGACAGAGGAAGAAAUGAUGGAAAUGGCUAUGCGCAACAGCCUGGGCGGAGCUGGCGAAUCUGGCGCGGCAGUUCAAGACCCAGAUGACCUCACUCGCAGCACGGAGGAUGUCAAGGGGAAGCGCCGGGCUGCUGAGCAAGAUGUAAGCAUGGAUGAUCCAGAGCCAGUCGCCGCCUCUCCAUUUGCGUCUAUUCCCUCCGACAAGCCCCAUCAGGAACCCGAAGCGGAUCCUGCCACUACAACUCGCAUUCAAUUCCGACACCCCUCAGGCCGCGUGAUUCGACGGUUCGCCUUGUCUGAUCCCGUUCAACGGAUUUACGAAUGGCUCAAAUCCGACCAUCCUGUGGAGGACAAGCUUGGCGUGGAAUUCGAUCUCAACAGCAUGGGACGCAAUCUGAUUGAUCAACUCUCCACCAGCAUUCAAGACGCUGGCCUCAAGAACGGCACGGUGAUGAUUGGCUAUUUGGAAGAGUAG